GGAGGUAUAUGUGGAUGACAUUGUGGUAAAGAGCAUGAAGGCAGAAAACCAUCUAGCUGACCUCGACGAAACCUUUAACAACCUCAGAAAGAACCGAAUGCGGUUAAACCCAGCCAAGUGCAUCUUCGGAGUGGAAUCUGGAAAGUUUCUAGGUUUCAUGGUGUCCCGAAGAGGGAUUGAGGUCAAUCCAGAAAAGAUCAGAGCAAUUGCCGAGAUGGAACCGCCAAAGUCAGUAAAAGAUAUACAGAGGUUGACUGGAAGGGUGGCAGCUCUGCAUCGAUUUAUCUCCAGGUCAGCGGAUAAGUGCUUGCCAUUCUUCAAAAUUAUGAGGACGGCCGCCCAGAAGGAUGAGUCAGGAAAACAGAAGAAAUUCGAAUGGACUCAAGAAUGCCAAACUGCAUUCGACGAGCUGAAGUCUUAUCUUAGCUCACCACCUUUACUAACUAAGGCUAUAGAUGGAGAGAUUCUUUACCUGUACCUGGGGAUUUCAGAUGAGGCCAUUAGUUCAGUCCUGGUGAGAGAGGAAACCAAGCAGCAGAAACCAAUCUAUUAUAUCAAGCAGUGUUCUGCACGGAGCAGAGCUGAGAUAUCCUAUAGCAGAGAAAGCAGCACUAGCAGUUGUCACUUCGGCCAGGAAGUUGAGGCCAUAUUUCCAAUCACACCCAAUCAUCGUUCUCACAGAUCAACCUCUCAGGCAGAUUCUGCAGAAACCAGAGUGCUCUGGAAGGUUAAUUAAGUGGGCAGUAGAACUGGGGGAGUUCGAGAUCACGUUUCAGCAGAGGUCGACUAUCCGAGCUCAAGCAUUAGCAGAUUUCAUUGUUGAAUGCACUCCAUGUCCCUCAACCUCUACUCCAUAACUCAACGGAUGGACCUUAUACGUUGACGGAGCCUCUAGUAGCAAGGGUUCAGGGGCUGGCGCUCUCUUGAUCGGUCCAGAACAAUACCGAAGUGAACAUGCCCUGAAAUUCAACUUUGAUGCGACAAAUAACAUGGCUGAGUAUGAAGCUCUGCUACUGGGUCUACAACUAGCAUUAGAGUUGAAAAUCAGUGCAAUUCAAGUCUACAGUGACUCCCAGCUGGUGGUAAACCAAAUCAACUCUAUUUGCGAAGUCGUUGAUCCUGUGAUGGUAAAGUACGUAGCCUUGGUGGCUGAGCUGAAGUGCAAGUUCCAAAAAUUCUGUUUGAGUAAAAUCCCCCGAGCUGAGAAUGAACAGGCAGAUUUACUUUCUAAGUUUGCCUCUGAUAGCUCUUUAAGCUCCAGAUCUGUUUUUGUAGAGGUCCUAGAUGAACCAAGCUUCAUGAAGCCUCGUGUGAUGGAGAUUAGCACAGACCCUGACACGCCGAGCUGGACUGAAUCGAUUGUCUCCUUUUUAUGAGAUGGGGUCGUACCUGAGAACAGACAGGAGGCAAUGAAAUUGAGGAAGAAAGCAUCUCGAUAUACACUCGUUGAUGGGGUCCUGUAUAAGAGAUCUUUCUCACUCCCUCUUCUACGGUGUUUAAGCCCUUAUGAAUCUGAAUAUGCACUU
This is a messenger RNA of Rubroshorea leprosula, 1526 nucleotides long. Lineage: Eukaryota; Viridiplantae; Streptophyta; Magnoliopsida; Malvales; Dipterocarpaceae. The record is from the annotation of a GenBank genome assembly.